Rotaria sp. Silwood1 is the source of this 1872-nucleotide messenger RNA. The record is from the annotation of a GenBank genome assembly. NCBI's taxonomy places the organism in Eukaryota, Metazoa, Rotifera, Eurotatoria, Philodinida, Philodinidae.
AUGCCCGCUGGUCACUUGAAUGAACAAAACUAUACAAUCAGUGUAAAUUCUUGUUGCAUCAAAACUGGUGGAGCAAUUGAUGCUUAUUGGACUGUCUAUGGAGAAGUUUCGAAUGGAAAUGCUGAUUGGAUUGGAAUUUACAAAUCUGGUAGAUGUGGAACAACUGUGGGAAGCUCAUGCCCUUCCAAUUCAGAUGCGUGGAGCUAUAUUAGCAGCAGUGGUACCUCUGGCCAACAAAUUAUAACAGCUCCCUCUGCAAUAGGAAUAUAUAGAGCAUACUAUUUCCAUGAUAAUGGGUAUACAAUUAAAGCUAUAUCACAAUCAUUUUCCAUAUUAUCAUCAUCAUUAUGUGCAGCUCUUAAUUUAACAGUUAACCCAGAAACUCAGGUUUCUAAUCAAACAGUUGUUGUUUCAUGGUGUGGUGCUAGUACAUCGGAUAUAGAUGAUUGGAUUGCGUUUUGGCAAAUAGAUUCAUCUCCAAGUACCGAUCACAAUUAUACACCUAGUGCUUGGGCUUAUACAUACGGUGGAACAAUUCCAAAGAAUCAAUAUACAACAGCUUCAGGACAGGUAUCUAUACAGGUUCCUUCAUUACAUGGAACAUACACUGUUUAUUAUUGCAAAACCAACGGAUAUAUCUGUUCAAGCUACAUUACUGUCAAGGUCGUUAAUCCAAAUAUAUGCAAACCAUCUGCUUCAACAACAUCAACAGUUGAACACAUCAUAAUUAUUGUUCCUGAAAACCAUUCUUUUGACAGUAUAUAUGGAAGAUAUUGUCAAGCCACCACAGGUUCAAAACCAACUUGUAAUAUCGGUCCAUCUUGUUGCGAAGCAGCACCAAAUAAUGUAAGUGGAUCAUUUCCCAUAACUUUAACCGAUCAACAAAAUCUUGCGUACGAUCCCAAUCAUAGUGCCUCUUGCGAAACAUGUGAAAUAGAUAACGGUUUAAUGGAUCGAUAUGUUACUGGGUGUUCUUGCUCAAGUCCAUCUAAUUUUGCUAUUGCCGAUAGCACAAGUGCAGGAGGUUAUUAUUCAUGGGCAAGUUCAUAUGCAAUAGCUGAUAAUUUCUUUCAAUCUACUGCUGGUGCCAGUUCUGAAAACAAUAUGUAUUUUGCGACAGGUAAAUUCUUAUUUUUGGAUAAUAAUGUAGUUCCACAAAAUCGUAAUAUGAAUGGGGCACGUUGUUAUACCGCCAAUUUCGCAAGUUAUGAUAGUACAACGAUCACAGAUUUAUUGAAUUAUUGUGGCAUCUAUUGGACAUUCUAUGCUGAAGGGUAUGAUCAAAAUCCAAGCAGUAAUCAAUGCUAUCCAUAUUAUUAUGAUGCAAGUGAUGAUCCAUUUACGUAUUUUCCAAAUUUGAUAAAUUCUUCAGAACGUUAUUCCCAAAAUUUCAGAGAUUAUACUAAUUUGCAUUCUGACAUUAGAGCUGGAAAACUUCCAGCUGUUAGUUACGUCAAAGGAUUAGGUAUUCAUAGUGAACAUCCCGGUUAUAGUACAUUAACAGCCGGUGAAACAAUCUCACAAAAUGUCAUUAAUGCUAUAAAUGCAUCGAAUACAUACAAAGAAAAUACUGUUAUAUUUUUGCUUCCAGAUGAAAGUGGUGGCUUCUAUGAUCAUGUAGCUCCACCACCAAAAAGAACAAUUGAUAAUCAACCAUAUGGCCCUAGGGUGCCAUUUGUUGCUGUCGGACAUCAAAUUAAACAAAAUUAUGUUUCACAUGUUCAGAUGGAAUCGUCGAGUUUAAUUAAAUUUAUUGAAUGGAACUGGCUUAAUGGUCAACCCGGUCAAUUAGAAACUCGUGAUACAGUUGUUAAUAACAUUGGCGACAUGUUUGAUCAUACAAAAACCGGUGUUGAAAUCCCUUCAAACUAA